CCCUUCGCCGGGCCCGCGAGUGCGGCGAGGGAAACUAGGCGGAGGCCAGCGUCGGUGAGCGUCCGCGAAGUUGCUUCUGAGGGAAACCCAAGAUGACCGGUUCUAACGAGUUCAAGCUGAACCAGCCACCCGAGGACGGCAUCUCCUCGGUGAAGUUCAGCCCCAACACCUCCCAGUUCCUGUUGGUCUCCUCGUGGGACACGUCCGUGCGCCUCUACGAUGUGCCGGCCAACUCCAUGCGGCUCAAGUACCAGCACACCGGCGCCGUCCUGGACUGCGCCUUCUACGAUCCAACGCAUGCCUGGAGUGGGGGAUUAGACCAUCAGUUGAAAAUGCAUGAUUUGAACACUGAUCAAGAAAAUCUUGUUGGAACCCAUGAUGCCCCUAUCAGAUGUGUUGAAUAUUGUCCAGAAGUGAAUGUGAUGGUUACUGGGAGUUGGGAUCAGACAGUUAAAUUGUGGGAUCCCAGAACCCCUUGUAAUGCUGGGACCUUCUCUCAGCCUGAAAAGGUGUAUACCCUCUCAGUGUCUGGAGACCGGCUGAUUGUGGGCACUGCAGGCCGUAGGGUGUUGGUGUGGGACUUACGGAACAUGGGCUACGUGCAGCAGCGCCGGGAGUCCAGCCUGAAGUACCAGACGCGCUGCAUCCGAGCAUUUCCAAACAAGCAGGGUUAUGUACUAAGCUCUAUUGAAGGCCGAGUGGCUGUUGAGUACUUGGACCCAAGCCCUGAGGUACAGAAGAAGAAGUAUGCCUUCAAGUGUCACAGACUAAAAGAAAAUAAUAUUGAGCAGAUUUACCCAGUCAAUGCCAUUUCUUUUCAUAACAUCCACAAUACCUUUGCCACAGGUGGUUCUGACGGAUUUGUAAAUAUUUGGGAUCCAUUUAACAAAAAGCGACUGUGCCAGUUCCAUCGGUACCCCACCAGCAUUGCAUCCCUUGCCUUCAGUAAUGAUGGGACUACACUUGCAAUAGCAUCAUCAUAUAUGUAUGAAAUGGAUGACACGGAACAUCCCGAAGAUGGUAUCUUCAUUCGCCAAGUGACAGAUGCAGAAACAAAGCCCAAGUCCACCUAACCAUCUCGUGAAAGUGAUUUCUCUAUGGAAAGCUUUGUUUUACUUCCUACAAAAUACAUGCUUUUCCCCUAAGGGAUGCGUUAUAGUCAUUGUGGACACGUUAUCUAGUAUGUGGAUUUCUCUGUUUUCUGUCUUACAAAAAACUUGUCUGUGUGUCCUUUCGUACUGACUUAUGUAGGAUGAGAGUCUGUCCUCGUGCAGUAGUCUGAAGAACUGUUUCUGCCCCCAGCCAGCCCAGUUGCUGUGUAUGAGCAGCGUGAGCUCUUUUUGUAAAAUAACCUAAACCUGUUAUUUCCAUGCUGUCUAAUAAAUCAGAGAUUCAGAACCCUUAAA
Molecule: messenger RNA, 1406 nt
Organism: Camelus dromedarius (Arabian camel)
Lineage: Eukaryota; Metazoa; Chordata; Mammalia; Artiodactyla; Camelidae
Gene: BUB3
Product: BUB3 mitotic checkpoint protein
Exons: 8
Coding region: 93-1073 (326 amino acids)
Biological process (GO): mitotic spindle assembly checkpoint signaling
Cellular component (GO): bub1-bub3 complex; mitotic checkpoint complex; kinetochore
Molecular function (GO): ubiquitin binding
Source: RefSeq, a predicted model, not a curated record